Molecule: messenger RNA, 4364 nt
Organism: Brienomyrus brachyistius
Lineage: Eukaryota; Metazoa; Chordata; Actinopteri; Osteoglossiformes; Mormyridae
Gene: lrrc66
Exons: 5
Coding region: 107-4135 (1342 amino acids)
Molecular function (GO): protein binding
Source: RefSeq, a predicted model, not a curated record
CCUAGACAUCCACAAAUGAGCUCGGACUUACUACUGGAGGGUGCAGUUGUAUACAGGAAUUUAGUAUUGGGUGUACAUCUUCCAGUAAGGACCGGCAGAGGAACCAAUGGAAUGUCUGGGUGUUCUACUUCUGCUUUUCCUCCAGGGGGUGCUGCUCUCCCCCUCUCUAUCUUCACACGCAUGCCCCCUGGCCUGUUCGUGCUUGCAUGGUUCCCACGUGAACUGCUCCUCUGCAGGCCUGUCCUCCACCCCCCUGGACCUCGAGAAGUACACCGCUAUCCUGGAUCUUUCCCACAACGUCCUCACCGCUGUGCAGCACAUUGGGUAUGAACAUGGACCAUUGUACCAGCUAACCCACCUCCUGCUGGGGCAUAACCGUCUUGUUGGCCUGUCGUUGUGCCUGCCGUUAAUCUCGGACGUUACCCAGGAGCACCUGCUGCAUCCUCUGCCUUGUGAGUCUUGGGCGCCCAAUUUAUGGCUACUCUCCCUUGAGGGGAACCAACUCCAAGCCAUCCCAGAAGGUCUGGUGGGAAGCACGUUCCUAGAGGUGCUCAACUUGUCCUACAACAAGAUCAACGCCAUUCAACAUGGCAGCCUAAAUGACUGCGCUCAGUUGAGGGAACUGUACCUGCAGCACAAUAACAUCUCCAGUCUUCAUCCUCUUGCAUUCCAGCACAUGGUGAAGCUACAGGUGCUGGACCUAAGUUUUAAUGCCCUGGGCACUAUUGCAACAACAGCAUAUCUGUCGUUCCGAACCUUAAAUACUUGGCUGGACGUGCAAGGAAACCUCUGGAGAUGUGACUGUGAUUUGCGAACCUUGAAGAAGUGGAUGAGCUUCGACCAUGACUGGUCACAGCUGUCCUGGAAGGUGGUGUGCGAGGCACCAUCACAACUGGCUGGGAGGGACCUAAUGCAUGUGGAUGAAGCAGAGCUCACCUGCGUCACUGUGACCUCCAAUGCUAAGUACUAUCAAGACGUGACUGUGGACUUGGGAGCUGAUGUUCUCCUGCCAUGCAGCAUAGAAAAAUGGGAUACAGUCGUGAUAUAUUGGUGGACACCACAUGGGGUGGUAGAAAGCACCGACAGUCAGGGUGGUCUGCUGCUGCAUAACAUUGGCAUGCAUGAUGAGGGUCUAUAUGCAUGUACUUCCGGGGAAAACCAAAGGCUGGCCUCUGUGUUUGAUAUCCAAGUCCGCAAUGGCAGCUUGGGUGUGCGGAGAAUAACCCGAGAUGUCCAGUCCCAAAAACAGGCAGAGGAGAGGUCACAUUCACAAUUUGUCCUGGCAGUCUGUCUUUCCGUAUUCAUCACCUUUAUCGGUGCCUUUAUCCUCGGAGCCCUGGCCAGACCACUCCUCAAUGUUCUUUGGAGGAGGAUGUGUGCCAGAAAAACCCUUACAGAGUCCCCAAAUCCAUGUGAGAAUAUGGGUUAUUCUGUUGAAGAUGAAGAAGAUGACCAAGAGAGAAGAGUAUCUCGCGAUCAUCGGGCUAGUGAGCCAUACUACAUCACAGUCCUCCCCAACCCUGAUGGUGCAUCACCUAAACCUGAGUGCUCAGCAGAGGCCACUGUUACACUAAAAAAUGGGGAGGUCAGUAUUGAUGCAAGAUCGACCUAUGAGAACAUCUCAGUGGUAAGAAAAGGCAAUCCUCCAGAGCUAAACCAAGAACCUUGUAGUGAAGGUGAUGACAAGUCAGACAACUCUAUGACAGAGAUCACGAUCACUGAUGAUGCCUACAGUUUAGAUGCUGAGGUCAACCUAAAUCCAGUCAACAUGACUGAGCCAGACCAGGAAAAUCACCUCAACAACAAUUAUUUUAAGGGAGAGUUAGAGGUGGACUGGUCUGAGAAUAUUUAUGAACAAGAGGAAGACCAGAUUAAAGAAGAUGAUAUGGGUAAAUCCAACACAACCUGGAAUCCUUGUCCGGCCCAGAGUCCUAGCCCUUCACCUGAAUCUUUCACAGCUUGUGCUGUAUCUGUAACACCAAAUCUACUGGAUCCAAACUUGGAUCCAGAUUUCUGGAAUGACAGCGGAGAAAGCUUUGAGUUCAGUGAUUCCGGGAAAGAUCUAUCGCAAUUUAAUUUAGCCAUAAAGACAGAUCCUGGAACUAUGCUUAGAGAUCUGACAAUGGAUCAUCCACAGGAAAGUCAAGGCCUACAUGGACCACAAGAUGAAAACUCUAAUCAUGUACUCUCCUACAAAGAUUCUGUCAACAAACACACAUGUGAAUCGACUGACUCUGUAGUUAAGCUUGAACAAGUGUCUCCAUCAUCCGAAUCUUUGCAGAGCCACCAUCACCAUGACAAUGGCAAUGAACCAACAGAUCACACACUGUGCCAGGAGCAUACAGAUGAAGUGAAAGGACAAAUGAACAGCGAUGAGCUCAGUGAUGAACCAGCGGAUCACACACAGAGCUAUGAGCUUAGAGAUGAGCCUACAGGAUACACACAGAGCUUUGAGCAUAAUGAAACUACAGGACACACUCUGACCAAUGAGCUUAAGGACGAACCUACAGAAUAUGCAAAGAGCUAUGAGCUUAAUGAUGAGCCUACAGAACACGCACUGACCUGUAUGAUUAAUGAUGAACCUACAGGACACGCACUGACCUAUGAGCUUAGAUAUGAACCUACAGGACACACACUGACAUGUGAGCUUAAUGAUGGACAUACAGGAUAUGCACAGGGCUAUGAGCUUAAUGAUGACACUACAGUUCACAUACAGAGGUAUGAGAUCAAUGAUGAACAUACAGGAUAUGCACAGAGCUAUAAGCUUGAUGAUGAACCUACAGGAUAUGCACAGAGCUAUAAGCUUGAUGAUGAACCUACAGGAUAUGCACAGAGCUAUAAGCUUGAUGAUGAACCUACAGGAUAUGCACAGAGCUAUAAGCUUGAUGAUGAACCUACAGGAUAUGCACAGAGCUAUGAGCUUGAUGGUGAACCUACAGGAUAUGCACAGAGCUAUGAGCUUAAUGAUGAACAUAUAAAACACACCCCUACUGGUGAGCUUAGAAAUGAAUUAAUGGGUCACAGCCCUGAUCUCAAGGUGUUUUGUAAAGACACCUUCUGCCUUCACCCAAAGGAUGGGACAGAUCCUGUAGUUCAGUUUGCAAGUAAGUCAUGUGACAAUCUGAAAAGCCCUGAUCAGUCUAGUUGCAGUUCCAAUGAUACUAGAGAUGAAUCAACAGUUCUUAGAGAACUAAACAGAAUGAAUAGUAAAGAUGAGCCAGAACUUGAUAAAACCUCUUUUGCUCAUAACAGCACCAUUCAAAAACAUCCAGACACCUAUUCUGAUAUCCCUGUAACAUCCACAUUUGAGGACAUGCCAAGCAUAUCUUUAGAAAAACACAUGGAUUAUCACAACAAUUGUUCACCAGGAGGUUUGGGGUCUGAAUGGCCCAAACCUGGGAGACGCUGGUCAGAGAGGAGCCCAGAAGAAGCCCCCUGGGAUUCUGCAGCAGACAGUGGGAAAGUAACAUCAGCUGGAGAACCAAGAGAGAACCCAGUAGUAUAUCAUUCUGAAGAACCACAACCCAAGGUGUGGACUGAUGUAACCCCUCCAUCUCCAACUGCUGCAGAUUCUGGAGACUGGAGACAGAAUCCUUGGGAAGCUAGUCAACUACAGACAACCAGAAGACCCUUUCUUUUCACAGCCAGUCCAUACACGCCAAAUAUGGGAUGGAACUCAGUCCUACCCAGAAAGCCAAGGAGGAGUUCUGAUUUGAGCCAGAAGUCCAUUGACAAAGACACUCUUAACGAAGAGGCUGUGGGAGAGAUGUUUCCAUCCCUUGUGCAAGAAGAGUCUUUGCAGGGAAUACGGAAGCAGGAUUGGAGAGCUGGAGGACUGUUCCUCCAAGGGUGGAGGACGACAGAUACAACUGCCCCAUCCACCAAAUGCUCUGAUGGAAUAAUGGGUGAAGAUCUGACAUCUAGUCAUACCUCUUCCUGGAGGCAUAGACCUACAGCUAUGGGAGAUAUGCAGAGAGAUGUCAAAACAGCAGAUGAGCCCUACAGGGGCCCACAUCUUUCAGACACACAAAAACAUGGAGAAGAUCAGGGUAACCUUGACUUCAGCUUUUCCAGAUCUGGGGCUCAGUCCUCCCAGCUUUUUGACAUUGACAAUAACCAAGGCAGUGAGGCUUGAAUGCAUUUUAGUCUCACAUAUAAUUUGUCUAUGACAAAAAUUAAUUUUCUCAGAAUUUAAUAUGUUGAUGAAGACGCUUCCAAAUCAACGUCUUGUCAUUGUUUGACCUGCUACCCAAGUAAAAAAAGAAACAAAAUACCAGAAGUAUGAAAUUAUGUCAAAUUAUAUGUCAAAUUAUAAAAACAGAGAAAAAAUACAAAUGAUAUUGUAGAUAAAAUACUUCCUCUCA